Messenger RNA from Musa acuminata subsp. malaccensis (wild Malaysian banana), 2069 nucleotides. RefSeq names its product probable protein S-acyltransferase 7. Gene Ontology annotation, molecular function: protein-cysteine S-palmitoyltransferase activity. Gene Ontology annotation, biological process: protein targeting to membrane; peptidyl-L-cysteine S-palmitoylation. The record is from RefSeq and is a predicted model, not a curated record. Gene Ontology annotation, cellular component: Golgi apparatus; endoplasmic reticulum. NCBI's taxonomy places the organism in Eukaryota, Viridiplantae, Streptophyta, Magnoliopsida, Zingiberales, Musaceae.
GUCUCACCACAUGGCGGUCGCUCGGGAUCUCAAGGGGUUCCUGUUUUCUGUUUAUAUCAGAACAGCUGUGCCCCAACCCAACGCAAAAUAGCGAAGGAGAAACGCUUCCCCUCCGCUUCCUCCUCCUCCUGCCUCUCUCUACGCGAUCUCUCUGGUGAUCUCGUCGGAGGCUCAAGAGCGAACCACCAGACGCGGCCGUGGCCGGCGGUGGAGCAGCGGAACCACUCGUAGCGGAGGAGGCGAGUGCCGGAUGCGGUGGCUGUUUCUGGCACGGGGCGAGUUGGAACGCUAGGGUGCCGGCGGACGGUUUGGUGCUGAACCGAGGUUUCUACGGAGGGUGGAGGGAGGUGGUUUAGAGGCGCCUGUGAGGACCAAUGUAUGUUGUCCCGCCUCCUCGGGGUCCGGAUCUCGCCGCCGCAGGCGCAGCGGGCGCGGAGGCCCCGAGAGUGUACCAGGUCUGGAAGGGGAGCAACAUAUUUUUUCUUCAAGGAAGGUUUAUAUUUGGUCCUGAUGGGAGAUCAUUGUUCCUCACCAUAUUCAUGAUUGUAGCGCCUGUAUCAAUCUUCUGUGCAUUGGUUGCUAAAAAACUAAUGGAUGAUUUUUCCACUACUCUAGGUUUACCGGUAAUGGUUGCAGCUAUUGUUUUCACCUUAUAUGAUUUAACACUUCUCCUUCUUGCCUCUGGUAGAGAUCCGGGUAUAGUACCUCGUAAUGCACAUCCUCCAGAACCCGAAAUCUUUGAGGGCAAUACUGAAAUUGGAGGUGUCCGAACUCCACAAUUACGCUUACCACGGACAAAGGAUGUAAAUGUGAAUGGGAUAAUUGUGAAGGUGAAAUACUGUGACACUUGCAUGCUCUAUCGACCUCCUCGUUGCUCUCAUUGCUCGAUCUGCAAUAACUGCGUUGAACGUUUCGACCAUCACUGCCCAUGGGUUGGACAAUGCAUUGGGCUUAGGAACUAUCGAUUCUUCUAUAUGUUUGUCUUCUCAACAACUUUACUCUGCCUCUAUGUCUUUGGAUUUUGUUGGGUGUACAUAGUAAAAAUCAGAAACGCGGAACAAAUUUCUAUCUGGAGAGCAAUGACCAAGACUUUAGCUUCCAUUGUUCUCAUAGUCUACACUUUUUUAUCUGUUUGGUUCGUGGGUGGCCUUUCAGUCUUCCACUUAUAUCUGAUGAGUACCAAUCAGACAACUUAUGAGAACUUCAGAUACCGUUAUGAUCGGAGAGCUAACCCAUAUGACAGAGGGGUGGUCAAGAAUUUUAAAGAGAUCUUUUUUACAAGCAUCCCUCCCUCGAAGAACAAAUUCCGGGCAAGGGUGCCACAAGAACAACGUUUUCAACCACGUUCUACAGGUGGAGGUUUCAUGAGUCCAAACAUGGGGAAAGCAGUGAGUGACAUUGAGAUGGGUAGGAAGCCUGUGACAUGGGAUGAAUUAAGGGCAAUCACACAGAUUGGUGAUCUGGAAGAAGGUCUACACAAUGCAAAUAUAGAGGAUGACAAGGUUCGUGAGCUUGGCGAAGCAUCCACAGAUUUAAGCAGAGAGGCAGUUUCAACAAGGAGCAUGGAAGUGCAAGCUGCAUUGCACGAUAGACGCUCAAGUUGGGGCAGAGGUGGGAGCUGGGAGAGAACAUACGAGCUUCAGCCUGUGGAAGCUGCAAGGGGGGAAACGAAUAGGAUGGCCAGUGGCAAUGGUAGCAGCAACAUUGCCACAGGAAACUAGUGAGGUAUUUGGACAGGGACACACACACUUGAGGUUUGGAAUCUUGUAGAUGUAGGAUGUGCAUUAUGAAAGGGCUGUUGUAUCUUCAUGUGAUUUGGUUUGUGAGCUACCCAGGGGGUUGCAUAAUUUGUAACUCUAGAUAACUGUUGUCUUGUAAUUUGGUUUGUGUUUUCCAGUCUUUUCUCUACCUCUGCUUCUCCUUUAACUUAUGCCGCAAUUGGUGUCCUCAUAAUUUGACAUUUAAAGACACUGGUCACGGACUGGACUCCUUUGUUUGGCAUGUAUAUACAUACCUGUAUUUGUGAUUUCAGAAGAGCUUGUAAUCAGUUGGUCCUGCCUCAGGUUUCA